Messenger RNA from Haliotis rufescens (red abalone), 875 nucleotides. RefSeq lists its product as uncharacterized. Lineage: Eukaryota; Metazoa; Mollusca; Gastropoda; Lepetellida; Haliotidae. The transcript is spliced from 3 exons. The record is from RefSeq and is a predicted model, not a curated record. The coding region runs from base 15 to 515 and encodes 166 amino acids.
CCUGGUUAUCAAACAUGGCGGGGGUGUGGAUACUGACUGCUACCGUGGUCACAUCGGCUUGCUGGAUACAGGUUAUCAUUGGUUCCUGUCCAACAGGAAAGUUCGGAGACUCCUGCUUCUACUCCUGUCACUGUGGAGACUCCUGUGACCAGACAACAGGAGUUUGUGGAGGUGACUGUGAGUCUGGUUGGAUGGGAGGAAAUGGAUCUAACUGCCAGAAAGAAAACAUUGCGAAAGGAAAAUCAGCGACAACUCCUUCUGGACUCUAUUUACCUUCGUGGUCUGCAGACAAGGUUGUAGAUGGGAACCAGGACCAGGAUUAUUCUCACUUCUCCUGCUUCCACGCUUCCCUGCUAGGACGGCCAAGUGUGUGGACAGUUGACCUGGGACAGCCGUACAGGAUACACGACGUCAGGAUAUACAACCGACGGCAUUGUAUGUAUCAGUUCGGACAAUGUUAUUUGAUUUAUUGGGAUAUUGGUGGAAGCGUCACAAAACAUGUUAGUUCAUGCUGAUCAAAAAUAACCACCGGGCAGGAUGUAUGUAUGUGAUAUAUUUGGACUGUAGAGAGGUUUCAUGUACUGACAUGUAUAUUUAGGUAAACAUAUUUACAGAACAGAACUCCAGACCCAUAUAUGCAAGAUGCAAUGAAGAUACUCUAUUUCAUAACACCUGCAUCAGGAUAUCGUAGCAAAUGUAGAUUUCAUAUGUGGUAAUUUGGUGAGUGGUUGUUUGGUUUGCAAAUAUUUCGAUCAUCUUCAUGGCAUGAUAAAGCGACUACUUCGUUUUUGGUAUUUUUGUUCAAUAUCAUUUUCAACAUUUAAUACAUAUUAUUAGUUAUGGUGUCUUUAGUUGGCGUAUACGGUGUCAUAUUU